Molecule: messenger RNA, 1040 nt
Organism: Coffea eugenioides
Lineage: Eukaryota; Viridiplantae; Streptophyta; Magnoliopsida; Gentianales; Rubiaceae
Exons: 1
Coding region: 73-864 (263 amino acids)
Source: RefSeq, a predicted model, not a curated record
CAUAUAAAUACACAGCGGAACAAAAGCACAAACAUACAAAGUCAGGCUUGGAUUUUGCUGAUCAAUCUUGCAAUGGAGAAGCCUGCAAUAGCCAAGUCCAAAAUCAAGUUCUUGAUGUUAUUACCAAAAGCAGCAGCUGCAGCUGCUAAGUUACCGAGCCACCCCUUCAGUCCAGGGAAGGUAAAUGCGAACAAGCUGAAAUCCCACCAGAACAAAGGAUUCUCCGGUCCAAUUACAUCAGUAGUAUUGGAAGAAGCUAGAAACAAAUCAAAGAAUUCCACUUUUGAUGCGAAAGAACCAACUUCACCAAAGAUUUCAUGCAUGGGCCAAAUCAAGCACAAGAAGAAGAUUUCCUCCAAAAAGAAGAAUGCUGCUAGUAUGUCCCUGCCUAAAGAAGUAAUUUACAAUCCCUAUUCAUCCUUCCAUGCUUACUCGAGAAACAAGCCAUCAGCAAUGGAGCAGAAGAAGAAAAAGUCGGCUUCUGGGAAUAUCUUUAACAGGGGGAAACCGGGAAGAAAAUCUGAUGCUUCAUAUGAACGGUCUAAAAAACUUCCCGAUAGAGCACCUAGUCUGAGCCAUAUGAAGAGGUUUGCAAGUGGCCGGGAUUCUUUUGCUAGUUUUGACUGGACAUCGGUACAGGUUGCUCCAGAGGAGCCGGAUAACAGACGGUGUUAUUCAGAUGAAGAGAAAAGAGAUAGCAGUGAAGAAGAACAAGAAGAUGAAGUUAUUAUUCCUUUCUCUGCACCAAUCCUCUUAGGUGAAGUUGGAGCAGCUGUCUUGCCUCUGGAGCCAAGAAAAGAAAUUAAUCUGUGGAAAAGAAGAACCAUGGCUCAACCUAAGCCCCUUCAACUAAAUACCUGGUGACACCAUGUUGAUGGAUUUUGUUUUAGUUUCCUUCCCUUUUUCCUGAUAUUUGAUCUGUUGGUUCGUUGUUGUGAAUUCCUUGUAGAGGUUUAAACAUCUCCUACAAGAAUUCUAUCGUAGAUUGUGAAUGUAAAUAUAUAGAAUUAUCGAAGAGGACAUCUUGAAUUACUAAAACA